CUUUGCUCCAUACCGUUUUGGGCAUGCCUUCGGUGUCAAUCGAUAUAGAUUUAUCAACAUCGGAACCUUCGACAAUGCAAAUAUCCGGAUCUUGCUCUUCUUCCGCGUCACAACAGGUACAACUUCUUACCGAUGACGUUUCUCCGAUGUCGCGUAGUUCGCUCCCGUUGAUGGUCUGUGGUUCGCUCAUUUUGAUUUUACCGCCAAAUCGUUGAAAACCGUUUUGAAAAGAACGUUAAAUGUUUGGCAUUUGAAAAUUUGAUGUUUUCGUAGAAAUUUUGAAGUGAAAAGUUAAUGUAAAUUAGCGACAACUGCCUUCAAUUAUUAUGGAAGAACAAGAAGGGGACGCACCUGAAAAACACAAGGAGGAUAAAUCAGUAACCUCACAAGUACUGGAUUAUUAUAGGUGCUUUUCCCAGAAUCGUGAACUACCCAAAUAUUUUUGCGGAACAUCGGGGAUUCAAUUACAAGAUUGGAGACAGGUACCUGCUGUUAGUCCACCAUUGGUCACAAUACCAGUUGCAGAAGCUACCGCAUCACCUUCCAGGGACAUACCAAUAAUUCAUAUCGAAAAUGUUUGUAUUCCGUCUCCAGCAAGUAGUGUUGCUUCAAAUCGCAAAUUAGAAUGGGAUAAUGGCGCAGAUAUCGGUUACAGCAACUCGACCCUUCACAAAAGUGUGUCUCUGCCUGUAUUGACGGAUGCUGAGUACACUAAACUGCGUGACAAGUUGUUAAGUCAAAAUGCAGGAGAAGGAGAGGACACGAAGCGUUCGGUUGAAGUGCAUUGCACCGAAACGAAAUUGUCUGAUCUGAGCAGCACAUCUGAAAGUUUAAAAUCGUCACCUAAAGGAUACAUCUCGACCACACCUUCUUCGGGCAGUUUUCUAAGCGAUAGUGGGUCAAGUAAGGCUCAACGUUUAAAGUCAUUAAAGGCAAAGGUGGGUUUACCCAUUGCACAAUCGACACAGCUGCUUGAUGAAAUCGAAUGCUGUUCCACUCCAAAAGUGAUUGAUCGUGGAAAAAUUGAUUUGGGAGCUAUCGAUCGUAUUUCACGCUAUAAAAACUUGAAACUGUUGAAGUUGAGUGCUUGUAAACCAGUUGUUGUCGAAUGUGCGGGGUGGACACGGCCUCCACGUGGAAAAAGCAAAACAGUGCAAACUUCAUUAUCGUUAAACGCAGUGUCGGUUGGGAUUCAAACAGACUUUGAUUUUGAGAAUUGCGGCGUAAUAACGCCUACUAAGGGAGCAGGCGAAAGGCAGAAUGUGUUUUAUGUUUGUUAUAGUGAUUCACCGACAGAAAAUGACUCUACAAAUUGUUCUACCAUGCACACACAAACUCCUUCUGAUUUCUCUAAUUGUGAUAGCUUCCAAUAUGUUGAUAAAUCGAGGAAUAAUUCCAAAAGUAGAAAAUCGGAGUCUACAGCUGAAUCUGACAAAGAGAAUUCGCCCGUAGUUAAGCUGUCUGAUAAUGAUAGUCUUACAAAGGUUUUAUUAAAUACCACUCGCGAUAACCGAAAGGACGGGGGGAAUGUGAAGGACUUACAAAGAACAGUAGAUCUGUUGCAAAAAUUAAUUCGUUCCAAAAAGUAUGACAGCCUCACAAAAAAAUUCUAUCUAAGAGCGAUUAUGAAGCAACUGGUAGACAAUAAAAGUGACAGUUCAGAGAGUGUCCUUCCUCAAAGUGAGGUGUCCGAAACCGAAGACAGAAGUAAUGAUAAGAAAAUUACAAAAUCGCCCAAACAAACUGUACUAGAAAAAUUAAAGACUGAAACAUUCGCCACUGAAAUUCCACCCACGUCAACUAAUAGCGACCGUGGUAGAUUGAAACGGAGUCGACUUCUCACUUUAACUGAUUCUGAUUUGUAUGACACGGUUGCCGCUUCUACCAAUACCACUACAAAGGAGUUUGGGGACACAAAUCUACCUUUGAGAGAAACAAAUGAUGUGCAUAGUUCACUAUCAAACAAGGAUGGCACUAAAAGUUGGCGGGAGGAUAAAACUCGAUCUGAAAAACGUUUAGAGGAAGGAGCCGGGGACUGUCACAGUUUGGGAAAAAUUACUACAAAAGAAUUAAGUGAUGGGAUUAAGGAGGUGCAGCAACUGCAAACGAAGACUUCCGCCACAAAGGAAUUACAAAAUUAUAAUGUAGAACAAUUAAAUGGUGUUGGCAAAACAACAACAGUUUACGUCCUAUCGACACAAAAAGAAAGCAUUCCUUCACAAACUGAACCAAAUUCCUCAACGGUGAAUAACAAUCCAUGUGCCUGCAGUUGCAGAUGUUCAAGCUCGAAGCCGUCAACCGUCCUUAAUACAGUUAUCGAAGUUGGAGGCGAUACGAUUCACUUGCAAGAUGCCCAUUUAAUAUCGAGCGAGGAAUUUACCACGAAAAAUGCUAACGCGCGGUGUACCACGGUAGUUCGUCGUUACACAUUCGAAAUACCACUGCAAGGCGCUCCCUCCAAGAAUGUGCAGCUUACUCCGGUUUAUAUUAACGACGACGCCAGUGGCUUUUCGAAAAGUUCGACAAUACACAAAUCGGAUGUGGCAAGUGGCAAUGUGUCGGAAAUGAGCGGAAAUUCGAAAACGUCCAAAAGUGUGUCUACACCAGGUUCAUUUUCAAAACGGGGGUCGCAAAGUUCUUCAAAGAAGUCCAAAAAAAGUAGCAGUCGAUCUGCACAUGAAGACAAUGAAAUACAGAAGAAGGAUUCCGCUUCCAAUAAAAGUGAAGGCGGCCUAGAGCAAGAUACUGAACCACCUCAAACACUCGAAAGCCAAAAGGAAAGUGAAGGCUCUGAUGAAAGAUCAUCACGUGACAAGAUUUCAAAGACCCAACUUUCUUCUGAUGAGAGCGCAAAAGAACCUGGACGAAAAGACGCAGUGGCUGAACCUGUACUUAGUUCGACCAAUAAACUCGCCGAAAAAAUUAGUGUCACAGACAUCCCAAAAGCAAACGACGAUGUAAUUACCUACAGUAGUCAAUCUGAAACAACAUCUGAAGUGGUAUAUACCGCUUCGAGUGGUAGUUUUGAAGAAAAGAACUGUGAUCAUUUAACCGGCGAACUCGUGUACCUGGACGAAAUUCCAAGUUCCUACCAAAUCAAUUUAGAACACGUGCACGUUCAAGGGAACAAAAGUGGAAGAAAUGCGACUUUGUCCAAGGAACUUGUCUACUCGGACAGUAUACCAAGUACUACCGACCAGAUUCCAGAGAAGAUCAUGAUAGAACUUUGCGAUUGUUGUAAGACUUCAAAAAGCUCAUCGUCCACAUGUGUGUGUUGUAAAGAAAGAGAGGCACAAACAGCGUCAAAGUGCUGCCAAUGUAGCAGUACUCAAAGUACUAAAGACAGUGAAAAGUACAUUCUUUGCUAUCCAUGUUAUAAUUAUCAUCAACAGUUUGUUGACGAUUCUAAGCCUUAUUUUAGAGAGGGAUACGUUUGCCAGUGUCAGACGAACCAGAAGGCGACGCGAGGCACUAUAAAAGAAAUAAAAAAGACCAUACAACAAUUAGAAAAUUUGGAAAGCACAACUGAGCUGUGCCAUUGUGAUUGCUCAUGUGACGAAGUUAUUUCCAGCACAAAUUUUUGUGAGCACUGCAACUGUCGAUUAAGACCUAGAUAUCGGAGACGAAAGGGAGGGUUGGCUUACUGUGUAACACUGGAGUCGGAUGAAAACAUCGCCAGUAAUGAACAAAAUUAUUCGAUGGAAGCAUUAGAAGAAAUUAAAAUCAAAGUCCCUAGUCCCAAUCCCACGUCAGAUCAUGUUGUCAGUUACUGCAAUUCGAAAUCAUGCAAAGCGAAGAAUUUUCAAAAAAGUUCCAAUUUGCAGUGCAAAAGAGGUAGAGAUAAGCAAGCUGCGAAUAAAAUGUCGGAUGCGUCUACCAAGUGCAGUCAUUGCUUAUACUCUUGUCGUCCUGCUGUUUCAAAUGAAACACAAACAACUAAAAUCAACCAUCAUAAUCGCACUAAUAAAACAUCUCAGCGAGUUAUAAGUACCUAUCAUUGUGAAGAAAUGCCAUCCGCCACGAAGGGUUUUAGAGCGAGCGAUUUGGAUCAUAACCAAAUUGUUACCGAAUGUGAAUAUCCGAGAUCGAAAGGCAGAAAGGAGAAGCCUUACACUUUGCAGGAGUAUCUAUGUCAGAACCGACCACGCUUUGUUGUUAUGGCAGAGCAAAGGAGACAGUGCUUACUUGACCUGGCUGCAGUUAGAGAGGAGCAUAGUGAGAAGUACAGGAAAUUACUAGCAACGACACAAAAACCAAUGUCGCUAAAUACUAAACGAUCUCAAAAUAAAGUAAAGCGCCCCUUUUCAUCUCGGGAAAUGAAACAACUUACCGCCAAAAAUUACAAGAAAUGCCCCGAAGUGCAACAAAAGUUGGUGGACGUACGAGAACGACAAAUUAAGAAAGCGAAUAAACUUAUUUAUGAUGUUUUCAAUCAGAUACCUUCAAAACCUCACCGUCUAAGCAAUAAUAAAACUGAAUUUCUGUGACAAUAUAAAAUUCAAUCUUUCAUAAAAGCGCUCAUAUUUUGCGUUGCUUGCACCUGAUGAACCGGCAACCCAUUCCCAUCUGUGGGUUUGCAGGACCAGCUCGUUUGUUUACCCCACAAAAAUAAUCUCAAAGCCAUCCAUCAAAUCUGCUGUCAACUGUGAUCUGUUAUUCUAGUGCCUUAGAGUUGUCUAGUAUCUUAUUGUGUAAUACUGCACUAUUCUUCUCUAUAGAUGCAUGUUUUUCUUAUUCUGUUGCUGGUAAUUGGUACGCACACAAACAUUACGUAUUUUAAC
Molecule: messenger RNA, 4781 nt
Organism: Photinus pyralis (common eastern firefly)
Lineage: Eukaryota; Metazoa; Arthropoda; Insecta; Coleoptera; Lampyridae
Exons: 6
Coding region: 327-4487 (1386 amino acids)
Source: RefSeq, a predicted model, not a curated record